This is a messenger RNA of Suillus subalutaceus, 691 nucleotides long. RefSeq lists its product as uncharacterized. The transcript has 7 exons. Lineage: Eukaryota; Fungi; Basidiomycota; Agaricomycetes; Boletales; Suillaceae. The coding region runs from base 9 to 545 and encodes 178 amino acids. The record is from RefSeq and is a predicted model, not a curated record.
GCAUUUUAAUGCUCAGAACAUAUGCGCUCUGGAACAAUAAUAAAUCUGUUCUGGCCGCCAUGGUGACCGCCUCUGUUGCAAUCAUCAUAGCAUCCAUCAGCAUUGCAUUUACCACUAUUUCCACCUCAUAUAUUCUGACCAGCGCGAUCCCCGGAAUCGCAGGCUGCUAUCGGAGCUCGAGGGGUGUUCAAUUCUUCAUACCGUAUCUUCUCUUGUUUGUGUUUGAAUUGGGACUGGUCUCCCUCACACUCAUGCGUACCAUACAGAACUGGCGGUCGGAUAACGGCCCUCUGUACACUGUCCUGGUGAAGCAUAACAUAUUCUACUAUGCAUGUGGUCUGCUUUUAUCGGUCGUGAACAUCAUCAUGCAAGUGCUGUUUUCCGAUUAUGCAUACCACUCCUUCUUCGAAGAUAUGCUGUGCUUUCUCCUUGCAAUCUUCGCCACGCGGAUGCACCUCCAUCUCUGGCAUAUCAACCGCAAUGCGCACGGCUCUGACGCCCUUCUGUAUAUGUCCGACAUAUUACUUCCAGGCCGUACAGUAUGACAUCGCAUGGCAUGGUUAUUGCGGCGUCGUUCGUGGAGUGGCUUCGACGCGUACCUUUCCGUUUUGAACUUGAUAUGGCAGAGCCAACGCUAUUAUAUUGUUUGUAGACAUUAACGAUGAAUCAUGAAAACCUCCGUCCGUUGCAA